Molecule: messenger RNA, 3195 nt
Organism: Penicillium cosmopolitanum
Lineage: Eukaryota; Fungi; Ascomycota; Eurotiomycetes; Eurotiales; Aspergillaceae
Product: AMP-dependent synthetase/ligase
Exons: 3
Coding region: 1-3195 (1064 amino acids)
Source: RefSeq, a predicted model, not a curated record
AUGGGUAUCCAACGCGGCGAUCAGACCACACCCGCGGCCUCUUCCGGUGCCUCGGAUCCCUUGGUACAGAAGUUCGGACAACUCCAUGUUCUUGACGAUUUGAUCCGACACCGAGCUGCGGAUUUUGUUCAACAUCCAAUCCUCGCAUAUCCAAAUUCAGAACAUGAUGCGGCAUCAUACAACUACUAUACUGGCCAAGAUCUGGACCAAAUGAUCGACCAGAUUGCUUCGGUACUGAUGGUCAAUGGUUUCCAACCACCGAAGCAAGAUGGCUGCACAGUGGCACUCCUUACGCUCUCGGAUCUCAACAUGGUAAUCACGUUCUUCGCUCUGAGCCGAUUGGGAUACACUGUGAUGAUGCUUUCCCCACGUCUGUCGGCAGUAGCAUGUGUCUCCUUACUCGACUCGGCUCAAUGCGAGACUAUUAUAUAUGGGAACACCGGAAGCAUUCGCACAACAAUUGGUGAAAUCUUGCAACAAAAAUUGGUGAGCUGUCGCCCAAUGCCAGUUGCAUCCCUCGACACUCUUGAAACGUCGCUUUUGGUCUUGCACCGCAAUCGCAAUCCCGAAGUUCAGAAGAACAAAAUUGCGCUUAUUCUCCAUUCUUCUGGUUCCACGGGGACUCCAAAUCCUCUAUAUCUCACACACCGAGCCUUGAUGACGCACCCACUUCGAGGGCCGGGGUUGACUUCCUUCAAUCCACUCCCGUGGUACCAUUUGCAUGGUCUCUCCACCGCAUUGCAGGCGAUGUGGAUGAAAAAGACAGCAUACAUGUGGAAUGCUGCAAUUCCUCUAACGGCUCAAUCUGUGGUUUCUGUGUUAGAGGUGGCACAGCCUGAGUCUGUAGCAGCGGUAACAUAUAUGCUACAGCUAUUAGUAGAUAGCCCACGCGGGAUCGCUUGUCUUAGAAAGUGCCAGCUUGUUACAUACGGAGGUGCGCCAUGUCCCGAUGAACUUGGCGAUCAUCUGGUGAGAGAAGGUGUGAAGUUUAGUGGUUCAUUUGGCUUAACCGAGGCAGGCUUGGUAGCCGAGUCAAUAUCGCGACCCGAGGGAGAUCCCUUUUGGAACUACCUCGAAUUCUUCGAAAAUAUCCGACCGUAUAUCUGGAUGAAGCCGAUCGGCGACUCUCUCUACGAAUGUGUGUAUUUGGCCGGCCAUCCAGCAUUGACAACAUCCAACUCAAGUGAACCGCCCGGUUCGUUCCAUUCGAAAGAUGUAUUCACGCCACAUCCAACAAUCCCAAAUCGAUGGAAAUAUGCAUCCAGAUUGGAUGACAGAGUCACACUUGCGAACGGAGAAAAGGUGCUCCCACUUCCUAUUGAGGGUUUUAUCAAGCAGAACAGUCUUAUCCAUGAAGCUGUAGUCGUGGGGCUAGGCAAAGCGACCCCGGGUUUACUUGUCAUUCGUUCGCAGGAAGCCGAGAGUCUUGGUCUCAGCGACCAAGAAUUCCUCCAAGCCAUCUGGCCUACGGUCGAGGAGGCGAACUCCCGCGCAGAGCGUUUCUCUCAAAUAUCAAUCGAUCUGGUCGCCAUUCUCCCCUUUGAUUCCAAAUUUCCACGAACCGACAAAGGAUCUAUGAUCAGAGCUCAGGUUUAUCUGCUCUACGCAGAUCUGAUCGAGAGUGUCUAUUCACAGGCUGAGAGGGUCAGCGGGAACCUUCGAUUAAGUCUUGUCGAAACAGAAUCACUCUUGAUGAAUCUCUGUCGUGAUGAACUACGAAUUAUCCUAUCUAGUGUUGAGGCGAAUUUCUUUGCGGAGGGAGUUGAUAGUCUGAGGGCAAUCCAGCUCCGAAGACUAAUUCUCCAAAACUUCUAUUUCGAGAACCAGGAAAUCAACCUCAACAUGGUAUACGAUAGUGGGAGCAUUGCCUGUCUUGCUGCAAAUAUAUGCGCUCUCCAGCGAGGCGAGUCUGUGACAUUGACCGAAGACGACCAGACGGCGAUAUCGGAUUUGAUCCAGAAAUAUUCGUCUUUUCAAACCCAUAUUUCUCAGCUCAAUCUUCCCUCAAACUCCAAAUACGUGGUUCUGACGGGCGCAACCGGUUCAAUUGGUGCACAUGUCUUGUAUGAGCUUCUUAAAGACGAUUCUGUUUCAGCAGUCUUCUGCCUGACUCGACAGGCAUCGCCGGUAGAGGCUGUUAUCCAGAGUCUCAUCGCAAGAGACCUACAUGUCACAGUCGACCAGAUAUCAAAGAUAAUAUCUCUAUACAGCAUCUUAGAUCAGAAAAACCUCGGUCUCGACGAAGAGACAUUCAAUCAAAUACAAAGCACAACGACACACAUCAUCCAUGCCGCAUGGCCCGUCAAUUUCAACCUCCCACUCUCCGAGUUCGAAUCACAUAUCCACGGACUCCACAAUCUCAUCCAGCUAUCCCUCUCAGUCCCACAACCCAACCCAGCAGUUCUACUAUUCUGCUCAUCAAUCUCAACAACCCUCCAGUCCGUCGGAGAAAUUCCAGAAGCCCCAGCCAACCUCACCGACGCAUACAUGGGCUACGGACAAUCCAAAUUGAUCGGCGAGCACAUCGUGGCCAACGCCCGCAAUUCAGGAGCAAACGCCUACUCCCUUCGCAUCGGCCAAGUAUCCGGUCACUCGAAGAAGGGUCUGUGGAAUGACUCGGAGGCUUUACCACUGCUCAUCCGGUCGGCGUUGACUUUGAAAGCAUUGCCAGAUCUAAAUCAUACUUGCAGUUGGAUUCCAGUUGACAAGCUAGCCUCUACAAUUGUGGAGAUAGCCCAAACAUGUACCCGUCCAAGUUUGACAUCGAGUUCUCCGCAUAGUGAAAGCAGUCAAGAUGAAAAUCACAUUUCUAGCUUGAUACCAGAGAAGCUGGCGAAUGGGCACAACGACUCGCUCUAUAACGUGUGUAAUUCUCGUGAAUUCACAUGGUCAGCAAUGCUCUCCACUUUGAAGCAAAACGGAUUCCAAUUCGAGAUUGUCAGUUUUGAGAAAUGGAUACGAGCACUUCGCGAAAGCGAAGAGCGGGGUGAAGAGCAUAUCAACCCUGCAGUCAAGCUGAUCGAUCAUUAUGAAGCAAUGUACGGUGCUGAUUCAAAGCUUGGGCCGAGGAGAUUUAUCACGGAGAAGGCCGAGCGGGACAGUGUUACUUUGAGAAAUGGAAGGUUGAGAAUAAUUGAGGAUGGAAUACUGAAUUGCUACGUGCGAGAUUGGAUGAAUCGCUGGAUGAAAGCCUAA